AUGCAUCUUAAUUGGUUACUUAUUACUUGUUUAAUUGUUCUUUUGUCUGUUGGUUUGACAACAAGAACGAUUGAUGCAAGUAAAAAAUCAAAAGAGGAAAGUGAAGAAGAAGAAGAAUCACAGUCAACAGACUCCGAUUCAGAUUCGGAUGAUGAUGAUAAUAAAAAAGCAGUGUUCAUCGCACGUGAAAAAGCUUCGAUUUUUCUCUCCUACAAUGAAUGUAUACGACGAAUGAAUUGUGGCAGAUCACGCAAAGAAGAAUGCAGUGAAGAAUGUGCUGAUGGUAAUACUGAAGAAGAAAUGGAAGAAUAUAAUGAAAUAUUUGAACAUAUUGAAGAAUAUCGAUCAGAUUCAAAAAAAAAAUCAUCAAAAAAAUCACAUAAAAAAUCAUCAUCAUCAUCAUCCGAUAGUGAUGAUAGUUCAUCAGACACAACAACAACAACGACAGAUAAUGAUGAAAGUGAUCCAAGUAGUGAAGAAGAAAAUACAUCAGAUGAUAAAAAUAAAAAAUCUAAAUCAACAAAACAAAAUUAA
Messenger RNA from Rotaria sordida, 534 nucleotides. NCBI's taxonomy places the organism in Eukaryota, Metazoa, Rotifera, Eurotatoria, Philodinida, Philodinidae. The record is from the annotation of a GenBank genome assembly.